Erigeron canadensis is the source of this 1916-nucleotide messenger RNA. RefSeq names its product laccase-12-like. Gene Ontology annotation, molecular function: hydroquinone:oxygen oxidoreductase activity; copper ion binding. Bases 12 to 1751 code for a protein of 579 amino acids. Gene Ontology annotation, biological process: lignin catabolic process. NCBI's taxonomy places the organism in Eukaryota, Viridiplantae, Streptophyta, Magnoliopsida, Asterales, Asteraceae. Gene Ontology annotation, cellular component: apoplast. The transcript is spliced from 6 exons. The record is from RefSeq and is a predicted model, not a curated record.
ACGACAACACGAUGGGGUGCGACUUAACCAGCAUUGCUAGCAACGGAUUACGUGCAUUGUCGCUUUUGAGUUUGUUGCUUCUGUUUUCAAGUUUUGUCUCCAUGGCAAAUGCAAAAACUCACUACCAUGACUUUGUUGUUCAAGAAACAAAAGUAACAAGACUGUGCAAAACGCAGACCGUUCUUACAGUGAAUGGGCAACUACCAGGCCCGACCUUGGAAGUGAACAAUGGCGACAGUUUAGUGAUAAAUGUCGUCAACAGAGCUAAAGAUAAUGUUACCAUUCACUGGCAUGGUGUUAGACAAAUUACCACAGCAUGGGCAGAUGGACCUGAGUUCAUCACUCAGUGUCCUAUUAGACCAGGAGCGAGUUACACCUACAGGUUCAUGAUUACAGGACAAGAAGGAACACUAUGGUGGCAUGCACACAGCUCAUGGGUCCGAGCCACGGUGUAUGGUGCUCUUGUCAUUCGCCCCAAAGAAGGAGAUUCUUAUCCAUUUACGAAACCAAAACGUGAUUCUGUCGUUAUCCUUGGGGAAUGGUGGAAUGCUAACCCCUUGGAUGUUAUAAGACAAGCCAUGAGAUCAGGAGGAGCUCCUAAUAUAUCGGAUGCAUACACUAUCAAUGGUCAACCUGGUGAUCUAUAUAAUUGUUCCACCAAAGAAACUGUAAUAGUUCCAGUGGAUUCAGGCGAGACAAACCUCAUUCGGGUGAUCAAUGCUGGUCUCAAUCAACAGCUUUUCUUCAGUAUUGCUAACCACAAACUCACAGUUGUCGGAGCUGAUGCUUCUUAUGUCAAACCUUUCGCCACCAAUGUCCUCAUGCUUGGACCAGGCCAAACCACUGAUGUACUCAUCAAAGCCGACCAACCACCAGCACGAUACUAUAUUGCUGCACGUGCUUACGCCAGUGCACAAGGAGCGCCAUUUGACAACACCACCACAACUGCCAUUUUGGAGUACAAAACCGCCCCAUGUCCAGCAAAGGGUGUCUCAUCGAAGCCCAUUAUGCCUUCUCUUCCAGCUUUUAAUGACACCGCUACCGCCACUGCUUUCACCACUAGCUUCAGAAGCCUAAAAAAGGUCACAGUUCCAACUGACAUCGAUGAGAAUCUCUUCAUCACUGCAGGGCUUGGACUAAACCAGUGCCCAAGAGGAGCCCCUUCUAGUACAUGUCAGGGUCCAAAUGGAACCCGAUUCACUGCAAGCAUGAACAAUGUAUCUUUCGCCCUCCCUUCGAAUUUCUCUGUGCUGCAAGCACACCACCACGGUGUUCCUGGAGUUUUCACCACUGACUUUCCAGCAAAGCCUCCAGUGGCAUUCGAUUACACUGGUAACGUAAGCCGAUCUUUGUGGCAACCUAUUCGUGGUACAAAAGUUUACAAGUUAAAAUAUGGAGCGAAGGUACAAAUAGUAUUACAAGGUACUAAUAUCCAAACAGCUGAGAAUCACCCCAUCCAUCUUCACGGAUAUGAUUUCUACAUAUUAGCAGAAGGAUUCGGAAACUUCAAUCCUGCAACUGACACCUCUAAAUUCAACCUUGUGGAUCCACCACUGAGAAAUACUGCCAGUUUACCAGUUAGCGGGUGGGCAGUCAUUAGAUUCGUUGCUGACAAUCCAGGUGCUUGGAUCAUGCACUGUCACUUGGACGUUCACAUCGGGUGGGGUUUGGCUACAGUGUUUUUAGUAGAUAAUGGAGUUGGAGUACUGGAGACAUUACAACAACCACCAGCAGACUUGCCUGUCUGUUAAUAACGUCUGCCAUUUACUAAUUCAAAAAUCAUCAUGUUGUCCAAGAUUACAAGAGUUUUAAUGUUGUUUACCCCCACAUUGGGGAUUUGAAUUUCUCUUAUACUGUUUUGUCUUUUGUUUUUUGCAUUUGUUUUGUUUUCCUUCUCUUGUAGCAUUUCUGAUAGC